Messenger RNA from Leguminivora glycinivorella, 1632 nucleotides. Its product is annotated as alpha-(1,3)-fucosyltransferase C-like. Gene Ontology annotation, molecular function: alpha-(1->3)-fucosyltransferase activity. NCBI's taxonomy places the organism in Eukaryota, Metazoa, Arthropoda, Insecta, Lepidoptera, Tortricidae. The coding region runs from base 413 to 1621 and encodes 402 amino acids. The record is from RefSeq and is a predicted model, not a curated record. The transcript is spliced from 3 exons. Gene Ontology annotation, cellular component: membrane.
GCUGCAAACGACUAUACUUUAACUGCAAAUUUUGAAACCAGCUCACUACAGCGUCCUUCAAUGACCUCUUAUCAAAUCAGCUUGUUCCACACACUGAACUGAAGACAAAGACAUUUAUUAUUCUUCGCACCAAAGCAUCAAAGGACAUAUUACACGUACUUAAAUGCAAUAAUCGCAUUUCUCUAUCUUUCUGCAGUCACAGUCGUUGGCAGAUAACCAAUCGAGUGACAAGAUUAAAAUUGUAAUCCGAGUCAUACAAUCAUAUCUAACCAGUUUUGAGGCAGAAGGCACAAAGGGAGGCCUAUGCUCAGCAGUGGGCGAUUAAUGGCUGAAAUUAUGAUGAUGAACUUCUGCUGACGCGGACAAUGGAAUUGCAUCCAAUCAAAGAUAUCUAAUAUCCAUCGUUUGUCCAAUGUAUCCAAUGUCGAAAUUUGUACCAUACCCGGACAUUUUAACAAACUUUAAAAUAGUCUCUUUAAUGUAUGCGACCACAGUCGUAACAGCUUUACUUCUCUGCGCCUACCUUUACUCACCGUACGCUGCACAGACCAGAGAAAACACCAAAUAUAUCCUACUAUGGACUCCCGCAACCUCUUUCCCUUUACACUACUUACGGCACGGAUUCGAUGCGUUCAAGUCCAACGACUGUCAAUACAAGAACUGCUACGUUUCUCACGAUGCCAACGAUCUUAAACACUUGGAUCAGUUCCAUGCGAUCGUUUUCAACGGAAAAGAUAUUCCUGUUAUGAAACCUACAUCAUACCGGUGGCCAUGGCAUAGAUCACCUAGUCAAAAAUACGUUUAUGCGAACGUCGAGUCACCCCAGAACUACCCUAUGUGCGACACUCAUUUCAAUAACUUUUUCAAUUGGACGUGGACUUAUAAGCUAGAUUCUGAUUUGCGUUGGGGCUACUUCACAGUUCACGAUUUAAUGGGACACAUCGUCGGACCAAACAAAGAUAUGGAUUGGCAAGAAUCUGGUCCCAUAGACAACCACACCAAGACUCGUUUAUCCUCAAAAAGUGUAGCCGCUGCAUGGUUCAUUUCUAAUUGUAAAUCAAGGAGUCUGAGAGAAAAUUUUGUUAGUGAUUUAGGAAGAGAAUUAGAUCUGAAUGAUCUAUCUUUAGACGUAUACGGGUCAUGUGGUACAUACACAUGUGAUCGGGGAAACCCGGAAAAGUGUGGAAAAAUGUUGGAAAUUAAAUACUAUUUUUACUUCGCAUUUGAGAAUUCGAUAUAUCCAGAAUACGUGACGGAAAAAGUGCUGACGGCCCUAAACCAUUACACGGUGCCUGUUGUAUUCGGGGGUGCCAAUUAUUCCUGGUACUUGCCUCCAGGCAGCUACUUGAACGCACGCGAGCUGGGCGCCCCACGUCUUGCGGCGAGAAUGGCCGACAUCAUUGACAACCACAAGAAUGGCAACGGCAGCAUGUACCACGACUUCUUUAGAUGGCGAAACCACUACAGAUUCAAAGCAACAAUUGCGACAGAAUCUGUGUGCAGCAUGUGCAAACUCCUGAACGAUCCGGCAGCCAUCAUGGAAAACACUGUGUACAGCAACCUUCCAGAAUGGUGGCUUGGUCACGGGAUGACGUGUACAAAGCUCUGUGGCGCGGAGUAGGCUUCGCAGCC